Messenger RNA from Sphenostylis stenocarpa, 183 nucleotides. The record is from the annotation of a GenBank genome assembly. NCBI's taxonomy places the organism in Eukaryota, Viridiplantae, Streptophyta, Magnoliopsida, Fabales, Fabaceae.
AUGAGCCGCAAAGAAGCCACAGACAGAACUGAGGCUUUGCUACAGCGGCAUAGUCUACUUGCUGGCCACAGAGAUAAAAGAAAAUUAAUAAUUGAACAACAAAUUAACGCGAUGUUUGUUGCUAGCAGUGGGGUCAAGGAAGAAAGUGCUAAGGUGGUGAAACAGAGGACAGAGAACACUUAA